Messenger RNA from Salvia miltiorrhiza (redroot sage), 1290 nucleotides. RefSeq names its product protein TIC 22, chloroplastic. The transcript has 9 exons. NCBI's taxonomy places the organism in Eukaryota, Viridiplantae, Streptophyta, Magnoliopsida, Lamiales, Lamiaceae. The coding region runs from base 157 to 993 and encodes 278 amino acids. The record is from RefSeq and is a predicted model, not a curated record. Gene Ontology annotation, biological process: protein transport. Gene Ontology annotation, cellular component: chloroplast.
GAACUCACAGCCCGAGGUUACUUACACACAAGCGUCCGUUCAGGACUAAGAACUUAGGCCCUUAAGAUAGUAGCCCAAUAAAGUAGCAAAAUAGGCCCAGUUUAAUAAUCCGAAUAAUAUUACUAGAAAUUCCACAGUGCAAGUGUGGGAACGACAAUGGAGUCAUCUUCUGCAAAACCCUCGGUGGGUCCACCUCCCAAUCCCCUUCUCCCCCUCUCUACCUUCUUCCACCGAGUCGGCACUCAGCUCGCCACUCGACUCGACGACGCCAAGCGGUUCGCCGGAGCUGCUCUGCUGGCUCCGCCUCCGCUGCCGCGGCUAUCCUUGCCUUUCGCUUCCGUGUCGCAGCGCCAGGGGAAGCAGGCGGCUGCACCAGAGGCGUCGUUCAAUUCGGAGCAUGUAGCUAGGAGGCUCUCCGGAACCUCGGUCUACACGGUGAGCAACACGAACAACGAGUUCGUGUUGAUUUCUGAUCCUGACGGCGUCAAGUCUAUCGGGUUGCUUUGUUUUCGGAGGGAAGACGCCGAAGCUUUUCUUGCGCAGGUAAGAUCAAGAAGAGGCGAAGUGAAAGGCGGGGCGAAGGUGGUGCCGAUAACUCUUGACCAGGUUUAUAUGUUGAAAGUUGAAGGAAUAGCAUUCCGGUUUUUACCCGAUCCUGUUCAAAUAAAGAAUGCAUUGGAGAUAAGAGCAUCAGAUGUCAAGAGUGGAUUUGAUGGAGUUCCCGUUUUUCAGUCAGACCUCCUAGUUGUAAAGAAAAAAAACAAGCGCUAUUGCCCCAUUUAUUUUCAGAAGGAAGAUAUAGAGAAAGCACUGUCAACGGUGUCAAGGGCUUCCAGAGGACCUGGUCUUUCUCAGCACAUCUUGGUCGGGAGUUUGGAGGACGUUCUUAGGAAAAUGGAGAUAAGUAAGAAGAACUCGGGCUGGGAAGACUUAAUAUUCAUUCCACCUGGUAAAAGCCAUUCUCAACACAUUCAAGAGGUUGUGAAAUUAUAAAGAUUGAUUGCAGAACUUCCAUUUGACUAUACAGCAAGUAGCUCAUGACCAUGCGAGUUCUUCAGCACGCCCAAUCCAGCUGAUCAUAGACUGACUUUCAAACAGAGAACUGAAUUGCCAUUUGUAGGGCUUGGGAAGACGCCCACUGAAGCCUCUUCUUCUCUCUCUUGUUAGUUCCUCUUUCCAUUUCUUUUAUUUAUAUAUUUUUGAUAAAUUUCUCCCUUUCUACUUAUGUUACCUCUCAAAUUGUACAAUAUCAUUCAUGUUCUGCUUGCAAUCAAUGCUCAUGAUUUUGCA